AUGUUGGUCCUGACGCAAAGCAGCCUCGAACGCAAGGCCAGUAAGUCAGUGGCAGCCAUGGCCGCGUAUCAGCCGCUGCAGCUCGCUGCCGAGCAGGACGAUCGUCCGGAAUUCGUUCGCCUAGGGAGACGGAAGUCCGACAUUCGCCAACGGCUAACUCCCGGACCCACCCCUCCCCCGAGCCACGCCUCCCCGCUCGUCACCUUCCCGGACUCCACCCCCCGACCGUCUGGUCCAGGCUUGGGCCAAGCCUCGGGUACAGGCUCGGGGACCGGGUUCGGCAUCGACAUUGGGGACUACUCCGGCGGUCUGAGGGGUGCCGAUCAGGGGUAUAGAUCCCCUAAAGAGGUUCACGUUUCCCCCUUUAUUGUCACACCCGGUUCCGGGCGUAGUGGCGGAGUCGGAACGGACAUUGGCGGAAGUUUUCCGUUUUCCGCGGGGGGAAUGAGCGCAGAUUUGACGGCAGUUCUGUCACACCACCACCAGCACCUCCGGCGCUCCCCACCUCCCGUGAUUAUUGCCCCCUCCCCCCCCUCCCCCCCCACCACCACCACCACCACCACCACCACCACCACCACCACCACCACCACCACCACCACCACCACCACCACCACCACCACCACCACCACCACCACCACCACCACCAUCACCGUGUCACGCGUGCAGGAGCCUCCAGUGGACUUUGAGGACCGUGGAGAGGAGGUGUAUGAGCGGUUCGAGGGGGUGCUGGCGGCUGCUGUGCGCGGUGUGGUGGGAUACCGGGACUCUCUCAGGCAGUUGGAGCAGUGCUGCAGGGAGCUGGCGGUGGGGUUGCGGGCGGACGCGGGGGAGAGUGUGCAGCCCGCACAGGAGCACGUGCUCAGCAGGAAGAGCCAGGCGCUCCAAUCAGAGGCUGCCACAUGGGCGCUCAUGCACCACCUGUUUGGAUACGACACGGACCACCUGACGGAAGACGUGCGUCUGCAUCCGUCCCCAUCAGCACAGGACACGUGCGACUUCCUAUCGUCCAAUGAGAACGCGCAGCACAGCUGGCGGGUGCUGAGGUGGCUGGAAGGGCUGGCAGAGUCCGACCUCAUGCUGCUGCAGGCGGAACGAGGCACCUGCCUGGGAAGCUACACCGAAGCUUCUGGCCUGCGUGUGCACACGCAGAGGGCGAUUCGCGAGGGGCAGGUGGGGCUGGGCGGGAUUGUGGGUCUGGGCGGCAGGAGGAGCAACGCGCUGGCGUUUGGUGGGGUGGAGGGGCGGUAUGGGCGGGGAGGGGGAGAGGAGAUGGUGACUGCUGUGGAUGCUGAUGCUGUGACCCGAGAAGGAGGGCGACUGCAUGCAGAGGACGAGCGAGUAGAGGAGGAGUUGCUAUCAGACGUCUUCACGCUCAUCACUGCCGGCCGAAUCCACGACGCCCUCAACCUCUGCCGGGCGGCGGGGCAGACCUGGCGGGCAGCGGUUCUCGGCGGGACAUGGGCCCCGCCGCCCAGCGCCGGGGCGGCAGGGGAGAGCUUCCCCACAGUCGCCACCCCCUCUCUCCCUGAUGCUGUCAAGCGCAGCAGCAGCGACCCCCACCACGUGCUGCAGAUGCACCUCAUUCUCAGGAACGUUCCAGGAACCAUCCAGGCGCUGCGGUCAUGGAUCAUCCCCUCGGUGGCUCCCUCGGGAUUGGGUCCCUCUCUUGGCGGCACUUUGGAGAACGAUUCCGACCCCGCCCUGGUGCGCUGUGGCGCCCAUAUGGUGGUGCUGCUGCGCUCCGUGCUCCCUGCUGCUGCUCGCAAGCAGUACAGGGACUGGCUCAAUACAUCAGGGGAUGUCAUCUUGUACACCUACUGUGUGCUGCUGGCAGCGCAGCGAAGGGACCAUCUCACACCGCUCUACGCUUCGCUGCUGCUCACGCCCUCCCUCGCCUCUGACUUCUUUCUUCAACUCUUCGAACAGCGCAAAACAGACAGUGUGGAGGCCAAGAGGCGGACAGUGGAGGCGAUGUGUCUGCACCUCCCUCUCUCCGGCCCUGACUCAGUCCCCACCGUGCUCAACAGGUUUCUCUCCAAGUGCUCCCAUUGGUCCGACCCUGGGGUCCUGCCAGCCUCUGAUUGGCCGAGAGCCGUGCUGGCGGAUCUGAGGGGACAGGUGGCGGCGUUUGAGUGGGCUGUGACGGACCCCACUGCACCAGCCACAGUGGGCAGCGCGGAGUGGGGCAGGGAGAGGAGGAAGAUGCAGCGGCUGGCCCUGCAGCACGGGAACCUUCUGCUGCGCGCCAUGCUCCUAGCGGCGCACGCGGAGGGCGGCAGCAGCAGCGGCAGCCCGUCCAGCCAAUCAGGGCGCUCCGUUGCCGCCCUGCUGGCAGAUACAGCGGCAAGCAUUCACGCAGAGAGGGAGUCGAGGCGAGGCAAGGAGCAGGAGGAGCAAGGGGAGCAAGAGGAGCAGGAUUUAGACGAGGAGGAAGAGGAGAGCGUGGAGCUGAGCGAGUUUGAUUUCUGGGGCAGCGAGCACGUGCUGCUGGCGUGUGUGGCGGUGCUGGCUCCCUCAGGGGCGCUCGUGCCCGGCGAUGCCUCUCUGUGUGCCGCCAUGCACUCGGCGCUCAUGGCGUGUGUGGGGGAGCGAGAGGCGGAUGCGCGGCACGUGAGGGUUGACGUGGCAGUGCACCCCUCCGACUCGCGCCUUCUCACGCUCGCCAUUCGCUGCCUGACAGGAGCGGAGGAGGAGGGAGUGAGUGUGGAUGUGGAGAGCCCUGCUGUGCGCAUCAUGGCCCGUGUUGUCAAAGCGGAACUCCCUCACAUGGACCCUGCUGCUCGCAUGCACGUGGUGCGCUGUGCUGCCUUCAUCAACCGACCCACCCACCGCCCAAGCUUCUCCGGAACCACCGUGGAUAGCUUUGGCACUGCAGCAGCAGAGGCUCGGGGUGCCGAGCCUGCGCCAUGGCUCAUGCGACGGCUGUGCCGAGUGUGCUGCCUUCCCACCAUUGCCUUGCGCUGCCAGGAGGUGCGGGUGUUUAUGGCGCAGCAGCUAGAGCCAUCAGUGCAUGUGGAUCCAGCAGCAGCUGGGGAGGUCAUGGAAGCAACUGAUGUGGCGGCUCUGGUGGCCCAGGGCACACUGCAUCAACUCUUCACACCACAGCAGCUUCAGAAAUUGCUACUUAUGGAAAGAGAGGUGGUUCUCAGCUCCAUCAACCAGGGUCAGCCCACAUUCGUUUGCGACAGAGCCUGUCACCUUCGCGCGCCGUAUGCCGUCCUAUUGGCUACGCCGAAGAGCUCGUCGUCGUCCGAUUUACUCCCUCCGCCGCCCUCCUGGCCCGAGGAGUACGCGGGAGUUGCGCCGCUUCCCUCCGACGACUCCGCCGCCACCUUCCACGUGGCGGACUACGGCGCGCAGCCCGACGGCCGCGGGGAUAGCUGGGGCGCCUUCCGCCACGCAUUCGACGCAGCCUGCAAGCUCGCGGAGGCGGAAGGGGUCCGCGUCCGCGUGCUCGUCGCUCCGCCGUCCGCGGAAGGAUCCUCAGGGGGAAGCUUUUCCGCGGAAACAUCAUCCAAGGAUGGCGGUACUACGAAGGAUUCGGGCAGAAUCGCUAGUACGAAACGCACCAGCGACAGUGCUGCUGGCAACGGGAUUGACACUACAUCGGACAACGACUCGUCCGCGAUUAGCGAUCCAAACAAUACCGCGGAUAACAAGCCACAUAUGCCGCCGGUCCCUGACGUCACAAUGCCGGACGUCAACGUUAACGUUAACGUCGACAAAUCGAUCGCUAACUUGGACGCGUUGAAAGGACCCACUAGCAGCGGAGGCGGCAACCGCAAUGGCGGGGGCGGGAACAGAAGCGGGGGAAGCGGAGGAAGCGGCGGGCACGUGGUUAGCGAUACGAUGCAGUGGCUCCUCAACCACCGCGGACUGGCGGAAGAAAACCGCGGGCUGGCGGGGAGAAGGUUGGCUGUGCGGAGGCGCAAACUGGCGGAGCGGAACCGUAUCCUGGCGGAGCAGAGCCGAGAGGCGGACGGGAACAACGCCAAGUACUAUCUCAGCCGUUCGAUCACGGUGAACGGAUCGUGCGGCGCUGGAUUGACGCUGCAGAUCGACGACGCGACGAUCUACGGCCCCAAAACUGCGGAGGGCUAUCCCGAACCGUCGCUGUACAUUAACGAGGAUAAAAUCGGAGUGGCGAGUAACGGCAUGUUUCGGUUCGUAGGGAUAACUGGGCUAGUCAUACGCGGUAGUGGCAGACUCGACGGCAACGGCGAGGGGUAUUGGGAUACUGAGGCGCACGACCGGCCGCACCUGCUGUCGCUGAUCAACUGCCGAGAGGUCAUUCUCGAUGGCGUGGCGCUGCGCAAUCCCCCCAUGUACCACGUGUUCUCCUAUGGCAUCGACUGGCUGUGGGUGAGGAGAUUAACUACCAACGCGCCUGAUGAGUCGCCCAACACGGACAGCCUUAAACUCCUGGGCGUGCGCCACGCGCUCAUUGAGAAUUGCACCUUCCACGGGGGCGAUGAUGACGUCUCGCUGGUGGCACGUGGCAGCCAGGCAGUGGCCAACGUGACAGUCCGGAAUCUGAUUGCCACGUCAGGGCACGGGAUCAGCAUCGGGAGUUUGGGAGCGGGGGGGGCGGUGGCGUGUGUGUCGGACGUGAGCUUCAAAGAUCUGAUUUUAUCGGAUCUGUCGAAUGGGUUGAGGAUCAAGACGUGGCAGGGCGGCUUGGGAAUGGUGCGGAAUGUACAGUACGAGAACGUGUACAUGACGAACAUCGAACGGGCCAUUACACUUGAUCAGUUCUAUUGUGACGACAAUCAGGACUUCCCCUGUGAGCCAUCGCCUCACAACGUGGCAUUGGUCAACAUCUCGUACACCGAUGUGUACGGCACUGCUUCCAAGUAUGCAAUGGACAUGGAGUGUAGCGAUACAGUUCCCUGCACAGGCAUCUCCCUCAACAAUGUCAAGCUGGGAGGAGCAAGCUCGAGCACUAAGGAGCCUGUGUUCAAAAACAUCCUGUUGAGCCAUGCUGUGGGUGACGUGGCUCCCUUGGCAGAGGAUAUGACAUCUUAUGAAAAAUGGGGUGUUGAAUUUAAGGAGAAUCUAAGAGCCAUGGCGGAAGCUAAGGCCUGCACCGUGCGGACGCGCAAGUUUAUGACCAACCGUCUGUUGCAGCGGAAGCAGUUUAUCAUCGAUGUGUUGCACCCCGGCAAGGCCAACGUGUCCAAGGCGGAGCUGAAGGAGAAGCUGGGCGCCAUCUACGAGAAGAGCGACCUGUCGUGCAUCUUCGUGUUCGGCUUCCGCACGCAGUUCGGUGGCGGCAAGUCCACGGGCUUCGGGCUUAUCUAUGACAACCUCGAGGCCGCCAAGAAGUUCGAGCCCAAAUACCGCCUCAUCAGGAACGGCUUGGAGGAGAAGAAGAACAAGGAGAGCCGCAAGCUGAUGAAGGAGAGGAGGACAAGAGCCAAGAAGGUCCGCGGUGUCAAGAAGACCAAGGCUGCAGCUGCCGAGAAAAAGAACUUCAAGCCUCUAUCAGGCGCACAACAUUUGAACGUUCUCGUGCUAUUACCCUCUUCUACUGAUUCAGCCAGCAUGUCUGCCGCUGUUUGCCUUCCAGCGGCCACGGAAUCGCAGCUGUAUCGGCGUCGCAAACGCACACAAAGUCUCUCCGUAGACCUCUCCCGCGUUCCAGGCAUCGACCACCGACCAUCACCCUUGUCGCACUUAUUGCUCGCAAGACAAGCAACCGUCCUUGAAGCUCCCGCGGCCUCGUCUCGUCACGAACAUGAGCAGCGCAACUCCCGCCGCAUCCCUCGUAGCGGUUCGGCCACUUCCAAUCCGCGUGUUUUUAUCGGUGCAUCACGCGUCUCGCCGUUGUCCACGUCACCGACAUCGUGGCGACCACGCUCCCCCACCGUCGUCCGCAGCCCGCACGCGCAGAUCAUCCGCCAGCAGGCGGAAUCGGCGCAGGCGCGCGAGGCGGAGAUGGACCGCGCGUGGGAGAGCGCGGAGCGCGCAUCGGAUAGCACCUCCGCCGCAGAGCUCCCCGCAGCCAGCUGUACAGAGAAGGAGCGCCUCGGUGGUCAGCCUAACGUGAGCCGUUGCGACCGCGGGGAUUGCUACGGCGAUGACGAAGAUUCUCUGAGCACUUCGCCGCUAAGGCGGCUCUACGGCUCUAAGGUUGCCGCGUGGCGCUCUCUUCUAUCCCCUGCUGCAUCCCGUCUCCUGACACAGCCUCAUACUCUGAGCCGUUCAUCUCAAGGAGCCGGCAGCGCACGAGAGAGAUGCGUUCCUGGAACCAAGGAUGGUCCGCGAAGCUUCCACGAAAUGCUGGCGGACCUCCAACGAAGCACGGAGUCAGGCGCGCGGGAGGGAACAUCGUCGCCCCGAAUCGGCGCGGCGCGCUCGCCGUCCGCGAGCGACGCGCCUGGUGUCACGGACGGGCGCUCGCGCCGCCUUCAUCGGCGCGCCCGCUCGCUCACCUGCAUUAAUACCACCCAGGAGUUUUCCCUCAUCGAGGACUCCGCUGCCGAGGUUCUUCCCAAGCUGUCCGAUAUUCAAGAUUUAGGGAGCAAUGGCGAUCUUCGCGAGAUCGCAGAUGCGAAUCGUGCGGGUAACUCGACCUACGCAAAUAAUCGCGCCCAGAGCGUCGUGAUGGAUGCACGCGAGGGGCAAAACACGGAGAACGCUGCGGGAGCUGGCAGUGGAGUGCCCGAGGAAGCGGACACUCAUUGCGACAAUCGGGCUUUCGCAAAUUCGCAAUUUGCCGGCAUCCCGUCGUCCAGCGGAUCUACUCAGUUCGUCGCACCACCUAGUCGUCGGUUGGUUAAACGGUGGGGAAGCGCUGGUUCGAUUCCCAGAUCAUCUGCCACGCAACUGGCCGGCCAUUCCAAUACGUCCUUGAGACCAACUAGCCCAAACCCUCCUAACCUAAGCCCUAAUAACCUUUCCAAGGGGGUCUCCGCGUCUCCACUGUCACCCGUCCCCUGCCUUGUGCGGCGACACACCAGCGCUUCCCCUUUUCACGGGCGUGGCGCAAGCGCUGAUCUUUCUGCGCCGAUCCACAGGCGAAAGGUGUCGUUCAACUCUGUAGUGCAGGUUAGAGUGUACAUGUGUGCAUAA
Messenger RNA from Closterium sp. Yama58-4, 7074 nucleotides. The record is from the annotation of a GenBank genome assembly. Lineage: Eukaryota; Viridiplantae; Streptophyta; Zygnematophyceae; Desmidiales; Closteriaceae.